UGCACCUCUACCUCGCACUCGUCGUCAUCUUCGCAUAAUGGGCUGGCAAGGUUACGUCAUCGCGGUCAUCGUCUUCCUCUGCGCUCUCUACGCCUUCCACGGCAUGUACCGUGUCGUCAAGACGGCACCGGUCUCGCUGAGCUCCAUCACGUACUCGUCGUCGACGCACUUUAAAGGCCUCUUUGGCUUUCGCGUUGUCGUGGCCGCGCUCUACAUUACGACGCUCAUCUACCAGCUCACGUACCAAGAAGGCCGCGCGUUCACCAUGUACACGGUCUGGAACUUCACGCUCCAGUUGGUCUAUUUUCUCUGGGCCAUCAAAGUCCAAGUGGCCGAGUGGAGCCAUGCGGGGUCGUUUGUCCCGAUGACGCGCGAGCGGCAAUGGCUCUCGACGCUCUUCACGGUCGUCUUCUCGACGAGCUUCCUCGUUGCGCUCGUCUACUGGUCGGUCAUCUACAAGGCGUCGACGUGGUGGGUCGGCUACAUGGAGCACGCGGGCAACAAUGCGAUUCUCAUUCUCGAGUUUUGCUUGAACCACUGCUUUAUGGUGCGCAGUGACGCUCCGUUUGCCGCUAUGUGGCCCGUCGUGUACGUCACGGUCAUUUGGAUCUGCAAGGCGACGUUUCUCGACAAGUGGCCGUAUACGUUUAUGAACCAAGAAAAAGCGCUCGCGCCGCUCAUGUAUGUGGGCGUGAUCGUCGCCCACAUUGCGUGCUUUGGCUUUGUGCUCUUGCUCGCCAAGGCCAAGACCAAGUACCUCCCCAAGCGCUGCCACAUUACCGCCGACAUGACAAAAGAAGACGUCGUCUACAGCCACUGCCAGUCGGCCAAGGACGAGCUCGUCGCGAGCCACGCCUAAGUUUUGUAUUUAUUCCAUUUUGAACUUGUUA
This is a messenger RNA of Saprolegnia diclina VS20, 890 nucleotides long. RefSeq lists its product as hypothetical. The transcript has a single exon. The record is from RefSeq and is a predicted model, not a curated record. NCBI's taxonomy places the organism in Eukaryota, Oomycota, Saprolegniomycetes, Saprolegniales, Saprolegniaceae. Gene Ontology annotation, cellular component: membrane. Bases 38 to 859 code for a protein of 273 amino acids.